AUUUCACCACAGCACGCCACACCACUGCACUCAUCACCUAGCCAAACAAUUACUGAUACGACCUAUUCCUCGGCUGUCCAAGAACAAUCGCCAUGUCCACUGUUACACGCUUCAAGCUUAUCUUCUUCGUCCCGCCAUCUGCCCUCGCAGCUUGCAAGUCCGCCAUCUUUGGCGCCGGGGCAGGACGUUAUCCCGGACCAGGAAACUACACGGAAUGCUGCUGGGUUUCUUUGGGCACUGGCCAAUUCCGCCCUGGCGGAUCUGCGAAUCCGAAUAUUGGGAAAGUGAGCGAACUUGAAGAGGUCCAGGAGGCUAGGGUGGAAACACUUUGCUUGGGUGAGGAUGUGGUGAAGAAGGCCGUUGAGGCGUUGAAGAAUGCUCAUCCAUACGAGGAGCCUGCAUAUGAAGUGCUCAAAUUAGAGAAUUUCUAAAUUUCAAAAGCAGCAUACCUACCGAGGGAAGUAAAAAAAUAUCUAAAGCAUUCCUGCAUUCUUCUGCCGUAUCACGUCAAGGGUUGAAGGCAAUGUUCGGGACCGAAUAAUGGUACUGGCACUGGUAUUGCUGUAAAUAAAGACAGGGGUAGUUUAUUGAAACAAAAAAUCGGAAUGUAUAAGUAAAUUCGAAUUGUUCACGCCCGUUCGUCAAUACGAGCGAUUUGGGAAUCGGGC
Molecule: messenger RNA, 668 nt
Organism: Hyaloscypha bicolor E
Lineage: Eukaryota; Fungi; Ascomycota; Leotiomycetes; Helotiales; Hyaloscyphaceae
Product: structural toxin protein RtxA
Exons: 2
Coding region: 93-431 (112 amino acids)
Source: RefSeq, a predicted model, not a curated record